AAAAAAAUGUGAUGCGUUGACAUCACAGUUUUGCCAUUUUUUAACGAAACAUAAAUUUCUUAAAAAAAAAAUUAAAAUCGACACGAACUAUAAAAAUAGGAAAAUAAUAUUGUGAAAACUAAAACAACAUCGAGAAAAUUGCCCAAUAGGAUACGAUUCACAAACAUGUCGGUGCUUCCCCGCGGGUACGAGUCGUUCAGGCCGAGUCCCAGAUAUGGUUUUAUAAAGGGCGAGUACAGCAUAUAUUACAAGAGGCCGCGGUGUGGCCAGCCACGGCCCCAGCCCUUCCUGAAAGAAGCCGAUUGCUACUGCGGUGAACCCACUAACGCUCCGGCGGAACGACCAUGCUGUUAUGACUAUCCCUGCAAAGCGCACUGCUUCAACCACGGGGCUUGCACGCGGCCGUCUGGUAAAUACGCCCGCACCGUGUGGUACCCGGGCGAGUGCUGCCCCAUGGUGCCCCCGUGUCAAGCGUUCACCUGCCCCAACCCACCUUUCCACCCGUGCUGCUAUCACACUUGCAACAAACUCGUGUAAAACGCAAUCUAAAGUUCAUAUAAAUCCACACUUUCAUCACUUUUUAAAAAUCGAACUAUGUGGCCUAUAAUGGGGGAUUAUUGAGACUAUGAUGGCGUCGAAGUGUGUUGUUCGAUCUCGUGUGGUGUUUGUGACUCGUAAUCUAUGUUGUUCACAAUAAAUGGAGUUUAAUUUCCCUAA
Plodia interpunctella (Indianmeal moth) is the source of this 717-nucleotide messenger RNA. RefSeq lists its product as uncharacterized. The record is from RefSeq and is a predicted model, not a curated record. The transcript has 3 exons. NCBI's taxonomy places the organism in Eukaryota, Metazoa, Arthropoda, Insecta, Lepidoptera, Pyralidae. The coding region runs from base 166 to 537 and encodes 123 amino acids.